AUGUCCUUUUUGACAAGUUCCCCAGUGAAGAGAACUUAUGUCCCAGGACCAGAUGACUCUGGAGUGAGUGUUCAGCUUGGUGAUCUGACUACUAUUAGCACUGAGUCUGGGGAAUUAGACCCCCUCGAUCCUGAGGAGACAAAAGAGGCUGCCAUAAAUAUUGAGGAUGCUAAAUUACUCAAACUUAGCACCGUUUUUUUUAUUGUUACAGAUGUGGAUGUAGAUUAUAUCAGCUAUGACACUUCCUCAUCAAUUAUUGAGAUUAUGAAACAGAAAUAUGGGCAUAUCCUAACACGGAUUGUAUAUGUGGUAUUAGCUGCACUGUACACCACAUUUUUCACAUCUGCUAUUGUGCUGAGUGCUAUGAAAGUAUGUGGCCACGAUGUUCGACCUCUUAUCUAUCUCACUGUUGCCGUUCUGGUGAUCAUCAUUGCCUGGUUUGUGAAAAGCAAGUUCAGGUCAGAGAUAAAAGCAGCAGUUAUAACACCCGCGGAAAGAAUAAUGCAGCAGUACUGGUACAUUUUAAAGUGGAUCUUGUCAGUAACUCCAGUUUUAGGUAUAAUUGCUAUAGUAGUGACCACUGCCUUAAAACAACCAUCAAAUCUGAUGUCCUUGGUUGGCUGGACUUUCUGUGCGGUGCUGUUGCUGGUUUGCUCCAGAGCUCCCAGAAAGGUAAACUGGAGGCCAGUUUUAGGUGGUUUUGCUUUGCAAUUUUAUUUCGCUGCUCUUAUUUUGAAAUGGGACAAAAGUUAUGAGCUUUUCAACACCAUAGGAGACAUGUUCACAAAAUUCCUCAGCUACAGCGAUUAUGGUGCCACUUUUGUGUUUGGAAACUUAGAUGACCAUUUCUUUGCUUUCAAGGUUCUUCCAGUGAUAAUCUUCUUCAGCUGUGUAAUCACCAUGCUGUACUACUUGGGUGUGAUGCAAGCCGUCAUCAGUAAAAUAGCUUUCGUCAUGAGAGUGACUUUGGGAACCACUGCUGCAGAAUCUUUGUGUGCUGCAGGAAACAUCUUUGUUGGACAGACAGAAGCCCCAAUUAUGAUUCGUCCAUUCCUUUCCAUAAUGACAAGAUCUGAACUGCAUGCAGUCUUGGUUGCAGGAUUUGCCACAAUUGCUGGGGGUGUUAUGGCUGCAUAUAUUUUAAAAGGGGUUUCUGCUACACAUUUGAUCACAGCCUCAGUCAUGAAUGCACCAGCAGCUCUUGCAGUGUCAAAACUUCUGUAUCCAGAACUUGGCCAUAGUCAGAUUGCCAAUAUGAAAAAGGCCAUUCAGGAGAAACAGCCUUUCAACAAUGUUGUCGAAGCCGCAGCUGCAGGAGCCUCUGCUGCAAUAUCCCUGGUUGCUAACGUUGGUGCCAACCUGAUCGCUUUUGUUGCGCUGCUUUACUUUGCCAACAGCCUCAUUUCCUGGUUUGGGGCAUUUGUUUGCUUCCCUGAACUCAGUUUUGAGGUGAUAUGCAGUUACGCCCUGAUGCCAUUAGCAUACAUCAUGGGAGUAGAGUGGAAAGAUGCUGGAGCUGUGGCCAAACUGAUUGGAAUAAAAACCUUUCUGAAUGAAUUUGUUGCCUAUGAUAGCCUGGCUAAAAUGAUAAAAGAACGCACUGAGUGUUCUGGUGGAUCAGUUUUGUCGGUGAGAUCGGAAAUAAUUGCAACAUAUGCCUUAUGUGGAUUUGCUAACUUGAGUUCUAUCGGCAUACAACUGGGUGGUCUUGGGCCCAUGGCGCCAAAUCGGCUGGGAGACCUGGCUCAGAUUGCAGUCAGUGCUUUGUUUGGGGGCAUCAUAACAAAUUUAAUGACAGCGUGCAUUGCAG
Candidula unifasciata is the source of this 1810-nucleotide messenger RNA. Lineage: Eukaryota; Metazoa; Mollusca; Gastropoda; Stylommatophora; Geomitridae. The record is from the annotation of a GenBank genome assembly.